Messenger RNA from Gavialis gangeticus (Gharial), 702 nucleotides. RefSeq names its product CDGSH iron sulfur domain 1 (gene CISD1). The coding region runs from base 71 to 397 and encodes 108 amino acids. The record is from RefSeq and is a predicted model, not a curated record. Gene Ontology annotation, cellular component: mitochondrial outer membrane; intracellular membrane-bounded organelle. Gene Ontology annotation, biological process: regulation of autophagy. The transcript has 3 exons. NCBI's taxonomy places the organism in Eukaryota, Metazoa, Chordata, Crocodylia, Gavialidae. Gene Ontology annotation, molecular function: 2 iron, 2 sulfur cluster binding.
UUGGGCCCCGCGCGUGCGUGCCUGUUGCUGAGCAGUUUCUGUGUCCUCGAGACAGACAGGCAGCGCAGUCAUGGGGCUGAGCGGUAACUCGGCCGUGCGGGUUGAAUGGAUUGCUGCAGUCUCUCUAGCUGCUGGAGCAGCUGCUGUUGGAUACCUUGCUUACAAGAAAUUUCUCUCUAAAGACAAAUGCUGCAAGGCAAUGGUAAAUCUCCAUAUCCAGAAAGAUAACCCCAAAGUUGUCCAUGCAUUUGACAUGGAAGACCUGGGAGAGAAAGCUGUCUACUGUCGUUGUUGGAGAUCUAAGAAGUUUCCACUAUGCGAUGGCUCUCACACAAAGCACAAUGAAGAAACUGGGGACAAUGUUGGUCCUCUGAUCAUCAAAAGAAAGGAAGCAUAAAGUGGACAAAUGGAAGCCAUAACUUGUCAUAUUUUGUUUUGUAAUUGGAGUAAAUGCAGAUUCUGUUUGUCAUGUUACUGAAGACUUUCAAGUAUAGUAUACAUACAACAUGUUGCAGAAUAUGUAGUUUGUGGCACUUGUCUUGUUUGGAACACUACAAUACAUACGUUAAAUACUCACGGCUUGAGAUUAUUUUGUAUCUGAGUGUGUAUACACUUUCAUUAAGAGGUAUAAAAUUAAAAUGACACUUCGAAUGUACUUCGACCUGUACACAGAAGACAAUAUAUUAAAUUAUUUUCAAAUAU